AUGAGGCUCUGGAAUAGCUUGUUUUAUCUGCUGAAAUGCUUUUUAAAUGCAUUGGGAGACGGAAGUGAAAACGUGACAGGUCUGGACCUGUCAGACUUCCCAGCGUUAGCAGACCGGAGUCGGAGGGAAGGAGGUGGGAACCCUACUCCUCUCCUCAACCCACUGGCUGGGAGGGCUCCUUAUGUUGGAAUGGUCACCAAACCCUCAAACGAACAGUCCCAAGACUUCUCCAUCCAUAACGAGGACUUCCCUGCACUGCCUGGUCCCAACUACAAGGACCCCACGUCGAACAACGACGACAGCAAAACGAAUCUAAACUCUUCAGGUAAGACUUCCAGCAGCACAGACGGGCCCAAGUUCCCCGGGGACAAGAGCUCAACAUCCCAGAACAACAACCAGUUGAAGAAAGGCAUACAGGUGUUACCGGACGGUCACGGUGGCAUGGUAACAGACCAGUUUGGGAUGAUUGGCUUGUUAACGUUCAUCAGGGCAGCGGAGACGGACCCUGGCAUGGUGCACCUGGCACUGGGCAGUGACCUGACAACACUGGGACUCAACCUCAACUCGCCAGAAAACCUGUACCCCAAGUUUGCAUCUCCCUGGGCGUCAGCACCGUGUCGACCCCAGGACAUUGACUUCCAUGUUCCAUCUGAGUAUUUAACCAACAUUCACAUAAGGGACAAGCUUGCUGCAAUCAAACUGUCUCGGUAUGGGGAGGACCUGCUGUUCUAUCUUUACUACAUGAACGGAGGAGACCUCCUCCAGCUGCUGGCAGCAGUAGAGCUCUUCAACCGGGACUGGCGGUACCACAAGGAGGAGCGUGUGUGGAUCACGCGGGCGCCGGGCAUGGAGCCCACUCUGAAGACCAACGCCUAUGAGAGAGGCACCUACUACUUCUUUGAUUGUCUUAACUGGAGGAAAGUAGCCAAGGAGUUUCAUCUGGAAUACGAGAAGUUAGAGGAGAGACCCCACGUGCCAUCCACCUUCAACUACAACCCAGCUCAGCAAGCCUUCUGAGAGACUUCCUUCCCCUCGUUCUCAGUCCACCAUGGGAUCCUAGACCUGGUUCGAGUUCUGGUCCCUGGCCCUGGUUCCUCACAGCAGACAAGACGGACAGACCUACAGACAGCGAAUGCCGGUGUGGCUGGCUCAGGCAUCCUGCUUUUUAUUCCUCGAUCCACCGUCUGGCAAAUUGACUUUAGGCCAAAUGGAGGGAAAUCCGGCGACCAUUUUGGCUCCGAGCAGGUCCUUCUUCCCCUGAACUGAAUGAUGUGCCGCCCAAUCAGACGCUGGUUUCACUUUUUUAAAAAUCUUUUUUUUUUUCUUUUCCCUGUUUUUUUCUGACCUUGUCCCUUUUUGUUUUGGUUGGUUGUCAUUUUGAAAACAUUCAGAACCUUUUUGUUUACGCCUCAUUCUUCAGACCUCCCCAUUGGUCACGAAGCACCAUGACAUCAUAAUACACACACACAGACCCUCUGACAGUGACAGAACAAGGUUGAUCUGUCAUUAUCCAACAGAAGUGUUCAAAGACAAUACCUCAACACAAUGUUACUGUAGCAGAGUGGAAGACCCACAGACCCAGACAGACAGACCCACAGACAGACAGACAGACGGACAAGAGGCCAGGAGAAAAUGCAAUGUUCAUAUUGUAGCUCUAUUUCGUAAUAAAAGAACACAAAAGAUGUUUGUGGAUUUGUUAAUAUGUGAAGACGAGACCCAUAAUAGUUCAGUUCGGACAUUAACUCACAAACACACAUUUAUUUUCCUUCUGUUUAUUCUGUCAUUCGCUCCCUUUCCAUCCACCAUUUCUCUGCCCCUUUUCUGCCCACAAGAAUUAUCCACCAAUCAGUGACAGACAACCUCCAGCUGUCCGUAUUAUCCACCAAUCAGUGACAGACAACCUCCAGCUGUCCGUAUUCACUGAGCCUCAUCCUCCUUCCAGGGACGAACAGGAGAACAAGAAAGAACUGUCUUUGUUACAAUUUUGUAAUAAAAGUACAAAAUGUUUUUCCAUUUUUUGGGAGGGGGGGCUUACAGGCAUCACAGAUGAAUAAAGAGAUGUGUUCGAUGUGUAUAUAUUAUAUAUAUGACAUCUAUUUUGGAGAAGAUUAAAAACAUAAAAACAGACUGUCGCCCGGCUGUACCUCGUUUUUAGGAGGUGAGCGCGGAGCGAGGCAAUACUGGAUGUACUGUACGACGUGGAUAAAACGGGACUGUUCUGGGGACCAUGCCUGUCAACAACAAUAACCUGGAUUAAAACUGUACUGGAGCCAGUGGAUAGAGGACCAUGCCUGUCAACAACAACAACAACCUGGAUUAAAACUGUACUGGGGCCAGUGGAUAAAGGACGACAAUAACUGGUCAGGACAGGGGACCAGGCCUCACGCCCUGAACACUUUCAAUUCAACAACCACAGCAAACAAUGAAGAACACCAAGCAUUACAAUCAAGGGUCAGAUACAUUCUCAGUGAGCCAAUAAGAACACCCGUACCCAUGUGAUGGUAGUUUUGGAGGGAUGCGAUUGGAGAAAGAUGAGGACUGAAGCACUUCACUUUGGCUGUUUUCAACAGCAGCUUUUCAUAGGAAAAGAAAAACCCCAAUAAAAAGGAAAUAUGAUGAAGAAACAGUUGUAUUUUCUGAUCACGUUCUGGAAAAAGCUGCUUCUCUUUAAUAAAGUAGCUUUCUCCUGUA
Oncorhynchus keta (chum salmon) is the source of this 2691-nucleotide messenger RNA. Its product is annotated as CCR4-NOT transcription complex subunit 2-like. Bases 1 to 1017 code for a protein of 338 amino acids. Gene Ontology annotation, cellular component: P-body; CCR4-NOT core complex. The record is from RefSeq and is a predicted model, not a curated record. Lineage: Eukaryota; Metazoa; Chordata; Actinopteri; Salmoniformes; Salmonidae. Gene Ontology annotation, biological process: regulation of stem cell population maintenance; regulation of DNA-templated transcription; nuclear-transcribed mRNA poly(A) tail shortening. The transcript has 10 exons.